UUUAGGCAUAGUAGCACGUGUGUUGUGUUAUUUUUCAAAAUGUAAAAUGCUCUUGUUCGCAACAAAAUGAACAAAAUCGCUCGUAAAGUAACAAAAGGUAUUGCCCAACGAUGGGUACAGGGACAAGGGAUUGACAAAACAUUAAUUGAAGAUUAUGACAAAACACUGAAAGGUCUUUUCUUGGAUGGAGUAUCUAACAUCUCCAACACCAAAUUACGAGAAGAACUGCAAGACCAUGUUUAUUCAUACUUGAAAUACUUGAAAAGAUGCAUUGCUAAAUGUGGCUGUGAUGCAUCUAAGUGUCCAUCAGUACAGGAAGGCCAAUCAUCAUCUAAUGGAAGUAAGCCACUUGUUGCCGAACAAGAUAGUCGUAAACUUUGUGUUACAGCACUGAUGAAGACACUUAAGACGGUACCGACUGACAACAUUGAUCAACUUGUGCAGACUUUUGAUGAUGGAAUGACACUGUUGUCAGAAGAAAAACAUGGGCUUUCCUGGUUAACUCUCUUUGACAGGCUUAUUGUGGUUUCAGACAAACAGGGAAUCAGGAAAUUAUUGAACAUAUAUUUAAGCAAACUUGCUCCUGAAGUCGAUAAAUGUCUAAAUGAUCAUAAGAUCAAAAGAGCCCAAAAAUUACAUGAUAAUCUGAAGUGUUGUUUUACAGUUCUCAUGACAAGACGUAUUCAGAAUUUGCAAGAAAACAAGACUGCAAGAGCAAAAAUAAAAGACUUAAUAGCAUCUCUUAUGUCGUUAUACCUUGAUCUCGGUUCUCUUAUUAAUGGAGACGAAACAGACAAGGAGACGGUUGGGUUUAUGAGCUACAUUCUGACAGAGUUUGGAGCCAGCUGUCAUGAUGUGUUACUUCAGCAGACGGCAGAUUCAUCAUCACCUGUCAUUGUUCAGUUUGCUGGAUAUUGCCUUAAAACUGUUCCAGUUUUGAAUGACUGUGCCCAGUAUCUCCGCUACAUUUUGUGUGUUUCAAAGUUCAAAAAACAACAUCCAUUAAUAUUUGAGAAAGCUAGAAGUGUUCGUGCUCCCUUAAACUUCCUAGACUGGUUGGGUUAUCAGAACAGUGAAUUAACUGCGCAAAUGCCGGAUGAUAGAAAGUUCAAAGGUCGUCAGAUCACAAACUUCUUGCUGACCGAGUCUUCUGAAGAGCUAAACUCUCAGUUGUUAGAUGUUUUAACUGUAGACAUUUACAGUGUUCCGGAACACACUCAGAAAGAUGAAGCAGGAAAAGCAUUACAAACUACAAGUUUAAUAUCAUACAUUGACACACAGCCUGCUGUUGGUGAGAGCUUAGAGAAGGAUUUUAUGGAGACUUCCUUUUUUGUGGACAGAAAAGGCAAAAAGACCGCUGAAAAGAUGAUGGGAAUUGACAAGGAUCAGGAGUCUGAGAGUAUAGCUGCCUUGUCUUUAACUGAACAGCCAAGUGAAGGCUAUGAUCAUGACAAUACAGAUGAUAUGGAAGUAUACGAAGUUGAUUUGACAUCUUUAAUACCAGAAGCUGGGCAGAUUACAGAUUCUUCAACACCGCAGAUGCAAAGCAAAACUGAAAAAGGAAAGAAGUCUUCCAAAAAGCAAAAAGGCCAGAAAAAUGUUUCACCAGUGAAAAAGAUGGAACAGGUAUCGGAUUUGACAGAUGAUCAGACGGAUCUUGAGGUGGCCGAGAAGACUGCUGCCAUGUCAUUAUUGUCCGAACAGACCACCAAAACCUCUAGCCAUGACGACCAUGCCUAUAUGGAAGUGGAUCUUACAUCAGAAAGUGACCAAGCAGAUGAGUCAAUAAUUAAAAAAGUAAAAAAGUCCUCAAGAAAGAAAACUAAUAAAAGUGCUGAUGCAGUGAGAGUCGACUUCAGCACAGACGGAGAUGACAUCAGAAUUUUGUCAAAACAUUCAUCUCUCAAAACGAAGCAAUUGAUGAAAAAGAAGACAACAAAUAAAACACAACAGGCCAAAGACUACCGCGAUGACAUCAUCGCUGCCGCUGAUGAAGUUGAAAUACAUGAAGUGGACCCCGAGUCUGAAGUGGAGCAGGUUGUCAGUUCAUCCACUGUGGAUACAAGUGUUCUUCCACAAAGGAAAAUGGUGCCCCAGAACCAGAACCAGGAACAGAGCUUAUCUCCAGCUGGGAACAGUUGUGAUUCCAUCACACUUCACUUUACUUCAGACGAUGAAGAUGAUUUGACAUUUACUCACUUGAUUUCCAAAAUUUCAGACAACAUAGUUUCCCCGGUUAAAAGUCCAUCAGCAAAUAAGUCGAGACCUGCUCACAGUGUGAAGAAAAGGCCUCAACAUGUCGAAGAUUUGGAAGUAUUAGAAAUUAAGUCUGAUUCUGAUUCUGAUUCUGAUUCUGAUUCUGAUUCUGAUGCUGAUGUUAUUUUUGUUGUUGAAAGUUCGUCAGUAUCGAGGCUUUCUCCUAGAAAAAGGAAGCAAAAUAAAAAUGUUGAAAAUGGAAUUUCACCCCAAAAUGUGAGAAAACCUAUAAAUGACGGUGACUUUACUAACAGGGAUACCAUAAAUCUUUCAUCUGACCCUGAUGGUUCCUGGGUUUUGAAGUUGGAUGAGACAGAAGUGACAUCUUCUGACACUAAAAAGGUGACACAUGAUGAUUUGGUGGCCAGCUCGGAAAAUCGGUCGAGAAAAUUAAAGAACUUGGCACAAAGCUCUGUUUCAAAAUUAAAUGUUGUUUUAUUGGAUGAUGAUACUGAAAACAGUACAAAUCAUAGUCCAUUUAUAUCAAGAAAGGAUACAGAAAAAGUUGAAACAAUGCCUGUCAGUUUCAGAACAAGGUCCAUUGUACACGGUAACCAAACGUCAUGUGUGUUAUCCAAAAUUGAACCAGAAAUGGAAAAUAAAAGCAAAUAUUCUCCAAAAAGAGGUACUAAGCCAGAUAUUGUUGAGCAGAAGUCUCCCAAAUUAGGUUCUCCACCUAGCAGUGUUGUUUCCUCCACUGUCUGUCUGGACUCAAAAGGACAAAGAACAAGACUUCGUUCUCACAGCGGAGAUGCUUCUGACAUUGUAACUACAUCUCCAAAAGUAAAGUCUCCACAGUCUAAAUAUCUUAGUUCCCCAUCUAAAAGCAAUGAUUUGGCCAAAACAAGAACACAUUCUCCAUCAAAAAGCUGUGACUUGCCUAAAGCAGAAAUAAAUCUUACAUCUAGUAGUGAAGGUUCACCCCAAAGAAAGUCACCUCGAUCUAAAGGUAAACAUUUAGCAAAAACAGUGAAAACCCCUCCACCUGGGAAUAAACUGUCACCAGACAAAAAGAUAGAUUAUAGCAGUGAGUAUUCUCCCAAAAAUAUAAAUGUACAACGAGACAGUCCAAAGAAAGAGGCUAUUAAGGAGGAGGAGGCACGAGAGUCUGAUGAAGGUGCAGCCAGGAAAUCGAUUUCAAGGAAGAGGACUUCCCCAGAUUCCAAGGACAGGAGCUAUUCUUUGAGAAAUCGUAUUUCUGCCUCAUUCUCUACUCCACAGCCACAGACAAAACGCAGAGUAAAUGAAGAGACACCGACAAAGAAAGCCAGAGUGUUUGACUUCAAAGAUGAUUCGCCUAUGCACAAGGAUAACAAGAAACAAAGUGCAUCAAGCCGAAAAUCUUCCUCAGCAAGUGAAGUACAGCCAAGAAGAUACUCAUUGAGGACAAGAAGAAAAGCUGAUUCCUGAUUUAAUAAACGUUAAAUAGGAAAUAAUAUACACUUACCACAUUGUUACCAUAUGUGCAGUUUAUUACUGAUAGACGACACUUUUGCAAAUGAUACUCUUAUUGUUUUGUUAUACAUGCUUGUUAUUCCUGGAGAAUUAUUGAUGACGUGAUCAUGAUUUAAGUGAUUGCUGGACAAACAUGAAAACAGUUGUAAAUUGUUUUUAAAGAUAAAACAUAGGCUUCGGAAGAUGACAGCAACUAGGAUGCUAAUUUGUCAAAUUGAGUUUCAACUGGGGACUGCCAUGACUCGUAUAUUAAAAGCCAUGGUAUGUGCUCACCUGUCUGUGGGAAGUACGUAUAAGAGAUCCAUUGCAGCUAAUGGUAAAAUUUUGCAGGUUUUCUCUGAAGUCUACAAGUCAAAUUAGCAAAUGUUUGACAUCCAGUAGUCGGUGAUUAAUAAAUCAAUGUGCUCUAGUUGUGUUGUGAAACAAGUCCAUCUUUAAAAUUUAACUUUCGACUGGGUGGGGGCCAAUGCAUAUCUUCAGAUUUGGAGGACGGCUAGUG
Gigantopelta aegis is the source of this 4210-nucleotide messenger RNA. RefSeq names its product serine-rich adhesin for platelets-like. NCBI's taxonomy places the organism in Eukaryota, Metazoa, Mollusca, Gastropoda, Neomphalida, Peltospiridae. The record is from RefSeq and is a predicted model, not a curated record. Bases 67 to 3666 code for a protein of 1199 amino acids. The transcript has 19 exons.